This is a messenger RNA of Cynoglossus semilaevis (tongue sole), 7893 nucleotides long. It is a transcript of the gene gcc2, whose product is annotated as GRIP and coiled-coil domain containing 2. Gene Ontology annotation, biological process: late endosome to Golgi transport. NCBI's taxonomy places the organism in Eukaryota, Metazoa, Chordata, Actinopteri, Pleuronectiformes, Cynoglossidae. Gene Ontology annotation, cellular component: Golgi apparatus. Bases 203 to 5632 code for a protein of 1809 amino acids. The transcript has 26 exons. The record is from RefSeq and is a predicted model, not a curated record.
GCUGUGGAAGCUGCACAGGGACAAGGACGAGGAGCCCAGGAAGGUGGAGGAGGCAGAGGAGGCUGUUUGUCGUAAUCAAAGCAGCGCACCAGUGUCGUUCAAAUGGUGGCUGAGGUCAUUUGAGAAAUGCAAAGGAGAGACUGGAAGCAUCAGAAUUGUGUCUCCGUGGGGUUAGAAGCAGCUGAAGAGCCGAACGACUGAGAUGGAGGAUCCUGGUGGUACUGGAGCAGAGACUGCGGCUCCAUCGCCUGCAGCCAAGUCCAAGCUGGAUACGCUGUCCAAAGAUGACCUCAUCAAAUUUUGCAAGAAGCAGAUGGCUGCCAUGCAGAAGAUGAAGAGCAGAUGUGCAGACUUGGAAAAAGAAAUUGAAUCCUUCAAACAGUCUGGAGGCACUAAGAGCAGUCCAGAUGACACCUCGCUCAUACAGGAGUUGACUGAGCGCAUGGAUGCCUUACUGCUGCAGAAGGCAGAAAUUCAGCAAAGUCUUGUAAUGACCUCUAAAAACCUAGAGAAGACUAAACAGCAAGCCAAGGAUGAUGUAGCCAAGAUACAAGGGGAGCUUUCCCAGGUGCUAGAAGACCACAAGAAGAAAAUCACUGCUCUGGAGAGCAGCUUAAAUGAGUCUAACACCAAACACCGGGAGGAGGUCGCUUAUUUUCAGAAUUUGCUGAAAGAACGAGAAGAAGAAGACAGGGCAAGAGAGAGUGAGAGGGAGAGGCAGCGUCAGGCUGAACACGCCAGUGUCACAGAGAGGGUCGAUGAAGUGCGCCAGAAUUUUGUAGUUCAGCUGGAAAACCUUAGAGCUGAACUUGAAGAAAACAUGGAGAGAAAUAAACAGGAGAUUGCCGAGCUACAGGAGGGCCACCAGAAGGAGUUGACCAAGUCCCAGCAGGAGGUGGAGAACCUGAGAGAGGAGCUCGCUCAGAAAAGUCUGCAGCAUGACGAGGAAAUGAGGGCCCUGGAAGAAGACUUUGAAAUAGAGAGGGACCGACUGCUGUUGCUCCAUGAGGAGCUGACGGAGCAGCUCGCCCUAAAAGACAGCUUUUUGCAAGACGUCCAAGAAGAAGAGGAGGAACCCACCCACGGAUCUGGGAUCGCCAAAAUGCUGGCACUCUCCAGAAUGAAUCAGGUUGACUUGAGCACAGUGGAUGGCGAUGAUACGGACGGUGUCAGAAUGACGGCAGCUCUGGAAGACCUUCAGUCCAAGAACACCAUGUUACAGGACGAGCUCACUCUGCUCAGCAAUGUGAAGACGGAGAUGGAAGCUGAGCUGGAGAGAAUCAAGGAGGAGUUCCAGGUGGAAAGAGAAGAGUUAGAGUUCAAAAUCAACGAAAUGCAGAUGAGCAAGGAAAAUUCCACCAUCGACCCCGACAUGACAACUGAGUCUGAGAAACAAGAAGUUCAGGUAGACUCUGAAGGGUGCGUCGAGACUCCAGAUGAGCACCAAUUGAAAACCGAUGGGUUGAGUGACCUCUGUGAGACCUUGAGAGGCGACAGAGAUGCUGCACUGAAAGAAUGUCAGAGCCUGAAGGACAAACUUGAAAUUGUGGAGAGAGAACUGGGUGAAAAGACUCGUCAGUAUGAAACCAUGAAAGAACAGGAAGCAGAUACUUUACAACAACUCCAAGACAAGGUGGAACAGCUCACUCAAGAGAGAGAGACAUUGCUAACGUCGGUUAAAGAGGUCACGGAGGAGAACAGCACUCUGAUGGAGAGCUUGGCAAAACAAAAGCAGGAGCUGGAAGUUUCUGCAGGUGAAGACCAGAAACUCCAUGACCAGAGAAGUGCCGCCAUGGAGGAGCUGACCAGGCAAAAUGAGGAGCUCAUGGCCCAAAUGCAGGUGAAUGAAACAAUUACCCAAGACCUCAAGGAAGAGUUGAAGUCCCUGACAGAAGAGCAUGAAAAAAUGCAAUCUCUGCUCCGUACGUUAGAGGAAGAAAAGCAAAAAGUUAACGAACAGAAGGCCAAAGAUUUUGAGAUUCUACUUGAAGAGAAAGAGAAUGAGUUUAAAGCUCUGAAAGAAGCACAGGACAAUAAGGUCAAACAAUUCAGUGAAGAGAAAGAAAAGAUAGAACUGAGCCUUAAAGAAGAGAUUGAAAAAGAGAGAGAGAGAUUCUUUACUCUAGAACUAAGCCUUAAAGGAGAGCGGGAUAAAGUUUCUGCUUUGGAAAUGACCAUCAAAGAGCUUGACUCAGAAAAAACAGAACUGCACCAGAAACUGGAAGAGGCCUCAUCAGGUUUUGCCAAGGCCCAGGAGGAAAGCGAACUUCUGGGCUCCAAGCUGUCGGCCCUGGAGGCUGAGCUGGAACAGGAGACGUCAGAAAAAUGUCAUCUAGAGGUAAGGUUGAAGGCGGUGACAGAGGAGGCGGAGCAGAGCCGCACCUCUGUCAGAGAACUGGAAGAAAGAAUGACUGAGGUUCUCAGACAGUCCACGGAGGAUGCAGAGGAGCUCAGAGCACGUGGGGAUCAAAGACAAGACGACGAAAUGCAACAGCUCAGCGAUCCGAGUGCAAGCGAAUUCCAAACGCUGCUGGAGGAGAAAGCGAAGGAGUUGAUAGCUUUGAAAGAAGAAAAAGAGACUGAAGUUCAACAGUUGAAUGAGGAGAGGCGAAAGACAGAACUAAGAUUAGAAGAAGAGAUGGAAAAGGGGAAGGAGACAGUGUCCGCUCUGGAGACGGCGAUCAAAGAGCUUCACGUGGAAAAAAAUGCUUUACAUCAGAACCUGGAAGAGGCAUCAUCUGCACUUGUUAAGGCCCAGGAAGAGAGAGAUCUUCUCGGCUCCAAACUGUCUGCCCUGGAGGCUCAGCUGGAAGAAGAAAAGCGUCACCUGGAGGAGAAGCUAAAGGUAAUGACGGAGGAAGCAGAACAGGCCCAGGCCUCAGUUAGGGAACAGGAGGAAAAACUGAAGGAAGUCCUCCGAAACUCCACUGAGGAGGCAGAGGAGCUCCGUGCACGUGUAGAAGAGCUGGGAGAGGAGAAGGAUCUUCUGAAGACGACUCUUCAGCACGUUCAGCAGCAAGCAGAGGCCACAGCAGCGAGCCAUCAGGAUGAGCUCCAGGCCCACAUCCAAGACCUGGAAAAGGAGAGGAUGAUGUUGAAAAGCACCAUGGAGGAGAUGAUGAAGGACAACGAAGGGCUGCAAAGAGACCUCCUGGAUAUGAAAGCCGUCUGUGAAAAAAUCAGUGAAGAAAACCACACACUGCAGGCUCAGAUAAACCUGAUGGCCGAAGGCAAACCAGAAGAGGAGGCUGAGGUGAAAGAGGAGGAAAAAACGCAAUACGUGGAGCAGCUGACAGAGAAAGACUCGCUCAUAUCCAAGCUGAGGAGUGAGAUGGCUGCUCUUCAGGAGUCAGCUGACCAGUCUGCAUCUUCUGAGGAAAAGGCCGGUGAUGAGAUCACAAAGAAAAUAGAGCUUCUGCAGAAAGACAACAAAGACAAAGAAGAGAGGUUCAACAAAGUUAAAGCUGUGGCUGUGAAAGCUAAGAAGGAACUGGACCUUAGCAAAAAAGAGGUUGCAAACCUCAAAGAGGAAAUAGAAUCACUGAAAGCUGAGAGGGAGAGAAGGAACAGCUCCAUGAAAGACAUCAUCCACGGUGCUGAGGGCUACAAGAACCUGCAGAUAGAUUACGACAAGCAAACUGAGCAACUGGAUAAAGAGAAAGAGAGGGCGGAGGCGGCUGAGAGACAGAUUACUGAGCUGACCAAACGACUCAGCAGUGCUGUCACACAGACUGAAACCCUGACCAGUGAGAAAGAGGACCUUAUGGCCGGUUUGGAGACCAUGAGGAACACUGUGAGGCAGCUGGAAGGCCAAAACCAGGAUCUGCAAAAACAGUCGGCCAGUCUGGACAAAGACUUGCUGACUGAGAGAGCAAUGAAGGAACAGAAGAUGAAGGACUUGUCGUCUGCUGUCAAGGAGGUAGAAGAGCUGACAGCUCAGCUCCAGAAGCAGCAGCAGCAGUCUCAGCAGACUGCUCAGGAGCUGGAGCAGCUACGCAAGGAGGCGCAGCAGAACUCCCUGCUGGACAUGGAGAUGGCAGACUACGAGCGUCUGGUCAAAGAGCUUAACGCCAAAAUCUCGGAGAAGGAUGAACUCGCUGAGGAGCUGAAAUCCCAGAUAGACACACUCUCCCAAAAGGAGGACAAACUCAGGAAGGAAAAUGAGUCUUUGAAGUCACAGAUAGACCAGGAGGAGGAGAAAACCUCCAAGAUGAAACAGUUGUUGGUGAAAACCAAGAAGGACUUGGCCUUCUCCAAGAAACAGGAAAGUUCCCUCAUGAUGCGGCAGGCCUUUUUACAAGGAGAACUAGAAGCCAACCAGCAGCUGCUGGAAAGUUCCAAGAUUGAGAUGUCAGAGCUGACGGCGGAUCGUCAUCGACUGCAGGAGCAGCUGAGGUCCGCCUUGGAACAACAACAGAGAACCAACGUCCUCCUACAACAGCGCAUCAGCAGCCUGCAGACAGAGAGAGACAACGCUAAGGCUGAGCUUGUGGCGACAACUAGUGAGUUUGAGAGUUACAAAGUGAGAGUUCAUAAUGUGCUCAAACAGCAGAAAACCAAAACCACAGCUCAGGGUGAAGGAGAUGGUGGGAAACAAGACAGGGAGCAGUGGUCCUCUCAGGUGGCCCAGCUGAAGACCAGGCUGACAGACAGCCAGCAGAACCUCCAGAGCUGCACAGCUGAGCUGCAGCAGCUUCAAAUUGAACAUGACACUCUCCUGGAGAGACACAACAAAAUCUUGCAGGAGAAUAUUGGAAAGGAGGCUGAACUGCGUGAGAGGCUCCUGUCCGUGCAGUCAGAAAAUGUCACCCUGCGGUCGGACUUGUCCCAGACUCAGGCUGACCAGUUGUCUCAGAUUGAGGCCCAGCGCCAGGCUUAUAGAGAACAGAUGAGGAAGGUGCAGGAUGACCACAGAACAAUCGUGGAGACCCUGCAGAGCCAGCUGACCCGCGUUGAGGAGCAACUGUAUGCCCUGCAGAGCCAGAACAGUCCAGUGUCGAUGCACGCUAAUCGAAAGCCUUUGGGAUUAGAUAUUCAACGCAGAAAUGGAGACCAGAUCCAGGCAGGACUGGGGAUGAUGUCACUGAGCGACGUUCAGUCUAUGGCCAGAGAAGAAGGAGAGGGAAUGGAGAUGAUUGAAAGUGAAAGUCCCUCUCCUGCACUUACACCCCUUCCUUCUCUGGAGCAGCUGCUCACGUCGCCAGAUCCCAAACAAGAGCCAUUUGUGUGGACGGUGGAGCCGACCAAAGAGGAGCUCAAUCAGAAGCUGAGCACAGCAACACGCAGCAUGGAGCACAUGAACAGCCUGCUGCACGAAACAGAGGCCACCAAUGCUGUUCUCAUGGAGCAGAUCACUUUGCUGAAGAGUGAAGUGCGCCGGCUUGAGCGAAACCAGGAGAGGGAAAAGAGUGUUGCCAACCUGGAGUAUCUGAAGAAUGUCCUGCUGCAGUUCAUAUUCCUGAGAUCUGGCAGCGAGAGGCAGGCGCUUCUUCCCGUUAUUCACACCAUGCUGCAGCUCAGUCCAGAGGAAAAAAGCAAACUUUCAGCGAUUGCACAAGGUGCAGAAGAAGGGCCUGCAUCACGGGGCACAGGCUGGUCCUCAUAUCUCCACAGCUGGUCUGGGAUCAGAUAGGCCUCAUAUUCAUACGUUUAACACAAACAUUGGGAGCAUGAUGCUCAGACCUAACUGAGAUUAAUCUGUGAAAAUGGCACCGGGCAGUGAUACUGUGCAUUCUUGACAUUUUCAGUGGCUGGGACUUUAUCUGGGCGUUUAUUCGCUGUUUGAGUUGAGGACCAAUGAAUGUAGAAGACAAGAAUGAAGGUGAAGGGUAGAGUCAAUACCAAAACAUUUUAUGUGAACAUUAAAAUGAACUGCGCAGUGGGUAAAUUAGUCUGUUGUUGUCAAUGAACUUUAACUGUGAGAUUGUCCUGUCUUCCUGGUUAAAGACCUCUGAAAUUAAAUUGUAUUUAUUAACAUUAAUAUUAAGGAGACGACUAUACUUCCUUUAAGGAAAGCCAUAUUUUGGUUUGGUUUUUUUUUCACCUCUGGAUGAGUAUUUUGAAUGAUCUGGGGCAGGUAUGAUGUAGUCGGGGUAACAUUGCAUAUUUUAGUAGCGGCGAUGUGUGCAGUUAUUAACUUAAUUUGGAGGUAAUCUUGUGAGUUAUGUGAUUCUAUCAGUUUUUAUGGGCUUAUACAGGCGUCCACUGUAAGCGUAAGGAGCUUUACUAGUGUUUAAGCUAAUGAAGACAAAUAAAUACAUGCUUUACUUUUUCAUAUGUCACUGACUGGUUGACUGGCAAAGACUUCUGAAUGUGAAGACCAAUACCUUACUCCCUAAUGAACCACCCGUCCUAUUCACUUAAAUUUAUAAUUUAUUCACCUAAAAAGCAAAAAACAUCAGGUUUAUGUCGGCAACAUAUCCAGUGGAGAAAUGUCAUAUUGUUAUUGUUCUGACUAAAUGCAGUUAUUUAACAUUUUUCCAUAUUUGUGAUUUUGUGUAGCCAUCAAUUGUUCAGAAUUUUAUUUUCUGUGUAAUCUGCUGUUGGUGGGUUUUGUCUUGAGUGCAUAAUUAAUCCAGUAUUUUUUUUGUUAUUUCCAAUCUCAGUCAUUAGCUUUUCAACCUCUGAAACACGGUAGAUUUAUUGCAUCUUCACCAACAGACAAGAGCUCGUCAUUCUCUACGUGACGUCAUCCCCUCUAAAGUGUCCUUGAGUGAGACAACAGACAUCUGUGUUGUUUAGUGUCCCAUCAAGACCUCUGACCUCUCUGUUGAGACCCUUCCUCCCUUUCUUAUAUAUGUGCACACGUCUCCAAACUGGCUUCUACCUAAAUUCAUUCCUCUGGCAGCCAUUUUUGUUGGUUUCUUUAUAUUUAUACUACAUGGUGCCUGCAGAAACUAUGAAGAAAAACAUGUCGAUAAAAUAUUUACUGUAUUAAAGAGUGAUUCAGAAUCUUUUCUGUUUUAACUAUCCUAAAGACAGGGCUCAGGUUUCUGUUUAAUCCAUAAUUUUACAUAAAUAUGGGUGAAGUUAAUUUUAAAGAUUUAUUUACAUUAUUAUGUAACUCAAGAAUAAAGACACGCUUUUGCUCAGAUUUUUUUUUAUACUGAUUUUGUUGCACACAUUACUUGUUUUUUUUCCAACCACACAAAAGGUAUUUAGAUUGUCUGUAGUGUCUUAAUGUAAAAAUACUGAAUACUGAGAAGCCCCCCUUCUGAUGUAAAUUAAACUUGGUUCUGAAGUAACCAGAACCAAGUUUAUUUUUUCUAACAAGGAAUGAAAAACUUUAAGAAUUAAGCAAUUGUUAUUAUUUUUGAUGGAUAUUUGUAGAUUCAUUUAUAGGGGUUUUGUUAUUCAUUGGAUUAUGGCAGCGGUUCUCAAACUAUGGUGUGCAUACCACCAGUUGUUCUUGGACUCCCUCUAGUGGUACGCAGGGGGACAUGAUUCCAUUUGCUGUGGUUGAUAAAUAGACAUAUUGUCUAAUUAGGGAUACAUCAUGUUGUCCUAUCAAAAGUUGUACAUAGAUGAAUAAUGUAGUAUUGCUCAUACUGAUUGUACUUGGUAUUUUAGGAGGUUGUACAUAGUUUAAAAAAAUUGUACACCACAUUGUCUUUCCUUUAAUUCUAGUGUUUUCAUCUCUUAGCCUCUGUCCCUCUCUAUUUUUUAAUUUUUUUUUCCCUAUGAAUUGGUCUCGUAACUAUGGAAGUCCUCCCUCCUGCAGGAGCAGGCAGGCUGUGAAGGCUUUUUUCCAUUUAAGGCAGUAAAUGUGGUUUUCUGCCACCGUGACGUUUCCAGGGCAGGAAACAACAAUUAAUAGCUGACAAAUGUCCAACUGCUGAUAAAAGUAAACACGUUAUUGCGACUCCAGCUUCCUGCCGCAACACGUUAAAUCUC